AUGGAACCAUCGAAAGUUAAAGAACGUUAUCAAGCAUUAAAACUUCACGGACCAACACGCUCUUUGACUCGUUGUGAUUCAACUGAUCUUAUUCCACAAGUUGUUUCACAAAAUCAAAUCAAUAUACAUAGUAAUAUAUGUCCAAGAGCACCAGAAGUUUUAUUCGAUAGUCGAACUACAUAUUUUAAUGGUAUUAAUGAUGAUCAAGAUCGACCAUCAUCGGCACGAGUUUCUUCAGCCAAUAUUACUAGACAAUUGUCUAAUGUGACUCUAAAUGAUUCAAAAUUAUCAUCAACAGUAAAUAGUCCACUUCAUAUACGAUAUCGUCCUAUUGAUUUAUCUGCAGUUUUACCAAUGAAAGAUAAUAAAGUGAGAAUGUAUUCUAGUUUAACAAACUCAAAACAGAUAGAUUAUUUUAAUUUAUUAUCGGAUGAAUUAAUUCUAACAAUUUUAAGAUAUCUUCCUCGUGCAUCAUUAGCUUCUAUGGCUCAAGUUUGCCGUCAAUUACGUUCUUUAACUUAUGACCCAAGUUUAUGGUGUCGUGUAGAUAUGUCUCGAAAACAAAUUGAAAUUUGUUAUUUACGUGAUGUUCUUUUACGAGGCACAAUUAUUCUUAAAAUGUUUACAAAACUUCAAUUUCUUGAUUUAACUCUUGCAACAAUCUCACCUGAUGGUUUAUUAAGUUUAAUGAGUGUUUGUCGAUCACUUCGAAAACUCAGUCUUGAAACAUUACCAUUAAAUUUCAAAUUGACAUUAAAUUCACAACUUGAUACGUUAAAUCUAACUAUGUGUACUGGUAUUGAUCUUGAUUGUUGUUCAAUAUUAACAAGUCAAAUGAAACAUUUACGUUAUUUGAAUUUGGGUUGGACACAAUUAAGUGACCAAUGUGUUCACUAUAUAUGUCGAACAAUUCAAUCAAGCAUUGAACAAUUAACAAUGACUGGUUUUAGACAAGGAAUGACUGAUGAAUGUGUUGAAAAUUUAACACGUCGUGCAGUUCGUCUUCGUGUUCUUGAUUUAAGUGAUUCAAGUUUAAUAACUGAUAAAUCAGUAACAAGUGUUCUUCAUAAUUGUCUCUACUUAGAACAUGUAGCAUUUUCACGUUGUUAUGCUAUUGCACCAAUUGCUUAUGCAUCAUUAAAACAAUUACGUCAUCUUGUUUCAUUGGAUAUAUUUGGUGUUGUUGAUGAACGUGGUUUACAAAAAUUACAUUCCUUACUUGGCUCAUCGAUCAGUUUAAAUCAACAGCGUUUUUCUUAUGUUGCACGACCAACCUAUGGUUUGCGUCGAACAUCAAUUUGGGGAUUGCGCACACGUCCUUAA
Messenger RNA from Rotaria sp. Silwood2, 1323 nucleotides. Lineage: Eukaryota; Metazoa; Rotifera; Eurotatoria; Philodinida; Philodinidae. The record is from the annotation of a GenBank genome assembly.